CAGAAAAAAGACAGCGUGGCUUAAAUAACGUCAUCACGCACAUAUCCGACCUGUCCUUGAAGCCACAACACAGCCAAGAUGGUUGCAUACUGGAGACAAGCAGGCCUCAGCUACAUCCGCUUCUCCGCCAUCUGCGCCAGCGCGGUGCGGGCUGCGCUGAAGCCGCAGCUGAAAGUAGAGGCGAUGAAGGCCGCAGAAGCCAACGUCAAAGUCCUCAAACCCAAAACAGCAGCGUCAUGAUGUGACACCGUGAUGUAGAGCGUUUCUCCUGGUGUUGUGAGGUCCUGUGACUGUUCUGUCCUGCGCACCGUGGAUAAUUUU
Molecule: messenger RNA, 321 nt
Organism: Thunnus maccoyii (southern bluefin tuna)
Lineage: Eukaryota; Metazoa; Chordata; Actinopteri; Scombriformes; Scombridae
Gene: atp5f1e
Product: ATP synthase F1 subunit epsilon
Exons: 3
Coding region: 79-240 (53 amino acids)
Biological process (GO): proton motive force-driven mitochondrial ATP synthesis
Cellular component (GO): mitochondrial inner membrane
Molecular function (GO): proton-transporting ATP synthase activity, rotational mechanism
Source: RefSeq, a predicted model, not a curated record